Messenger RNA from Paramecium pentaurelia, 735 nucleotides. Lineage: Eukaryota; Ciliophora; Oligohymenophorea; Peniculida; Parameciidae. The record is from the annotation of a GenBank genome assembly.
AUGAUGAAGAAUAGGAUCUUAUUACUAUAUCAAAAGAUGAAGACUAUAAUUGUUUUCUAAAUAGUUCUAUUUCUAUUUUAUAAGCCAAAGGUAAAUAUAACUGUUAAGAAUUACAGUUAGAAUCAGAGAAAAAUUUAAGUCUAAUUUAAAACUUUAAAUAAAAAACUAAAAUAUUAACUGAGAGAUUGAGAAAUAAUUUAAUAGAUGUAAUUAACAUAAAUAAUUCCAUAGUAAAAAUUGUUUUAUGAACAUUAUUUGUAGAUGACUCGUGCAAUAUAAAAGGUUUCAAUAGAUUAAUAACCAUUAUAAUAAGAGAAGAAUGUAAUCUUAAUGAAAAUUGAAGAGCAGAAAAAAAGAAUUGAAUAAAAUAAGAAAUUAAAAAUGAAAACAGAUUUGGUUCAUCAUUUUUUAAGUUCAGAUAUUUGUUCAAUAGUUAAUUUAGCUGAUAAAAAAAUAAAUUAUGAUAUAAAAACAUAGGAAGAAUUUAAUAAAAAAUUGGAAUCUGUUUAGAUAUAUUUGGCUGAUUAAUUUUUAUAGGUAUAUUUAAAAAGAUCGAAUAAAAUAAUCAAAAUUAGGGAAAGAUAAUAGGAUGGAUAAAAGAAAUUUGAAGAAUUGAAAAAUAAUUUGAAAGAAAUAGAAUAUCAGAUAAAUAAAAGUAAUAAGGAAAUAAAACUAAAAGAUACCUAUUGUUAAUAGGGCAUAUAUGCAAUAAAAAGUUUAUUAAGGAAAGUUUGA